Messenger RNA from Anolis carolinensis (green anole), 11508 nucleotides. Its product is annotated as probable RNA-directed DNA polymerase from transposon BS. The transcript is spliced from 3 exons. The record is from RefSeq and is a predicted model, not a curated record. The coding region runs from base 9816 to 10781 and encodes 321 amino acids. Lineage: Eukaryota; Metazoa; Chordata; Lepidosauria; Squamata; Anolidae.
CUUAUCCACCACAGAUUUAAAGUAGCUUAAUGAUAAUUUCCUUUCCCCAGGGGGGCAUGGGAAUUAUAGUUCUUGUGAGGUGAGUGAAGAAUCUUUAAUUACAGACAUAGCAACUGUUAACCUCAAGCACGGGGGGCCAACUUACAGGCGACUUGGUUCCUCCCUACACCUUCUUCACAUAACAAGGCAUUUGAUUAAUAUUUUUAACUAGUUGUUUCAUUUAUUCAUUGAAUUCGUUUCUGUGUGGAAGCUUCCCUGCUGGCAGUCAGACUGAAGUGGAAAUGAUCAAGGAAAGAAAUACAGAGUUGCAGAUACGUUUAUACAUAUUAUAUGUUGUUGAUGUUAUUGGUGUUGCAUGCCUUCAAGUACUUUCUGAUUUCUGGUAACCUAAGGCUUUUCUGGAGCUUUUUUUAUCAUGUCAGAAGCAAUAUGAGAACAUAUUGCAAGUUGCUUCUGGUGUGAGAGAAUUGACUGUCUAUGGAGAUGUUGCCCAGGGGACUCCUGGGUGUGUUACUGGGAGGCUUCUCUCAUGUACCUGCAAACUAGAGCUGACAGACAGAAGCUCACCCCAUCUCGCAGAUUCGAACCGACAAUCUUCUGGUCAGCAAUCCAGCUUUCAGGUCAGCAAUUCACAAGGGUUUAACCUAUUUGCCACCGUGGCUCUUUCUGGAGCUGAUAGUGUAUGACUCACCCAAGAUCAUCCAGUGGGUUUCCAUGGUCAAGUGGUGAAUCAAAUCCUGGUCUCCAGAGUCACAAUCCAAUGCUCAAAUUACUAUACCACACUGGUUCUUCCCAUAUACCCUCCAACAGUUCUAGAUGGAAACUGAGACAUAGGUGAACAAAAAACAUCUGAAAAUGGACAAGAUGAUAAGUUAUUAAUGAGAAAGAACACAAAAUCCAGGACAGAGUGAAGCUUUUGUCUAAUGGGAAGGGGAAUACUCCUCUAUUCCUUUCUCCCAACCUGCUGUAGCAAAGUAGUACUAUUUGUUCAUGCUGGAUGGGGUUACAUUCCCAGUGAAAUCUCAGGUUCACAGCUUGGGUCCUCUCUGGAGUUGGUUCUGAGCUGAGUUGUUCAGGUUCAGAAGUGGCAAGGAAUUUAUUUGUAGCUAAAACCAGUAAACCAGUUAUGCUUGUUUCUGAAGAUGUCAGAUCUGUUCAUGGUAACAGAAACUGGAGUGAAUCUAAAAUGCUGCAGCCAGGCUCCUGACUUUGGCUGAUUGACAUAGAGCCUUCUCAGCGGCUACUCCCCACUUCUGGAAUGCCUUCAAGAAGAGGCUCAGUUGGCCUUCUCUUCCCUCUCUUUCCUGCAGCAAAGAACUUGGGCUGGAAUUCACGAAGGCAGUUAUGAAUACACAACCUAGAAAUAUGCAUUUAUUACAGGAACGUAUUAAUGAUCCCUGUGUAUUGCCUAGUUUAGAGGAUACGUAGGGGCCACAGAAGACCCCUAUCUGAACUCAUCGGGCACUGCAAGUGACAGGGUCUAUCCCCCUGUUAAUUGCAUCUCCCUCUCAUGAAAGUGAUUUCUGACAUGAGGGCUAUAUUUGUAUAUAUAUUUACUACAUGAGUCAUCUGCUAUCAGUGAUGUUUGACAGAUUGUGGACACCUAACCAAAUAGACACUUGAUAUAAAACAUUAAAAUUAAUACAUAUUAAACAUUUAAAAACAUUACAUUCAAUAUUACAAUCACAUAAUUUGAAAAUCAUAGAUCAAGGCUGUUCUGUCGUCAAUUAUACAAUGGUUCCUUUCCCCCAUUUUUCUCUGUUUUUAACCAAUAGUUUACAACUAUAUUUAUUAAUUUAAAAAACAGUAUUUUAUUUGUAUAUAGAGAUUUUCAAAGUUUGAAAAUCUAUGCCUUAUUUCAUUUGUGCAUAAAUCCAGCAGUGUUCAAACAUCACAUUUGUGGGAGUGAGGAUACCCAUGUGCUGUUUUCCAUUUAAAAUUCUCCCAUGUUAUCCCAUUGUGCCUUUUUUAUCUUCCUAUGAAGCAAGAGAAAGACCAUGUAGCUUUCCUGAUGCUGGACAGAAAUGCCCAAUUUCUGUCUACAUUGCCAUAUAAAUUCAGAUUAUCUGCUUUGAACUGGAUUAUAUGGCAGUAUAGAAGAGGCCACAGUUGCCGAGAGUAACAGUCUGACAAUAUUUGGAAGACCACACUCUUCUCAGCAGUGGUUUAAAUGAAAUAAUAUAAAAGGUAAUUGUAAUGCUCAGCCAACAGAAACUCCAGCCAGGGAAAAAGUGAAGCACAAAAGAGGCCAUACAUUUUGCCAUUAAAGGCAGCAACACUAUAAUUCAGUUCUUAUUUUGCCACAAACUUUUUGUCUUUUCCUCUUUGUGGAGAGAUAUUUUUGGAUAAUUUCUGGUCAACCACACAUAAAAGACACAAUGUAUUAGUUCACUUUGUGCAAGAAUGUUUCAUCCAAGUGAAUAAUUGCCUGGCAUUUCUUGGAUGGAGAGUUACCUUUUCUUAUCUUGAAUUCUCAUCAUAGGUCAUUUCAAGUUUAAGGCAUACCUUCAUAAGAUUCUCCCACACAAUUUAUGACAAAAGAAAAUGGAUGCUGCUUGGUCUGCUUGUGCUAAGUCCACAAAAUGAAUUAUACCCUUACUUCAACUGCCAUUUGAUUUGUGACUCUUUUGUUAUGGAGCAUUCAUAUAGAACAGUGGUUCUCAACUUGUGGGUCCCUAGAUGUUUUGGCCUUCAAUUCCCAGAAAUCCUAACAGCUGGUAAACUGGCUGGGAUUUCUGGGAACUGUAGGCCAAAACACCUGGGGACCCACAGGUUGAGAACCACUGAUACAGAAAAUCAAGGCAUUGUCCCUCACAGCUUAGCAAUUUCACAGCCAUACAAACAAAUUUUCUUCAUUGCAAGCUGAAUGUUGUAUGCUGCAGGUUUGUACUCCAAGGUUAGUGUAAUGGAGAGUAGUUCCUGAUGGCUUUUCAGCUGCUCUGGAUCUUGGGCUGUCCCUUCCAGAACCUCAUUAAAACUGAACUAUAUUCUGGAAAUAUUACAAGCCCAGUGCAAUUUCAAGGAGCAAAUAUAUCCUUUGCAGAUUUGAUUAACAUGUUUCUUCUAGGAAUUUCUAGAUCCUCCAGCUUGAGCCUAUGAUCUAGUCAAGGUUGACCAUAGAAUUGUGCUGGAGGACCUAGAGAUUCCCAGAGAUGGUCUGUCAUGUAAAAAAGAAAUUAGUGAUUUUAAAAAACUAAGUUUUUUUUAAAGACUUUUGCAGGGGUCCUGCACUCCCAACCCAAUUAAACAGAAGGCCUGCUGAAUAUUAUUUUUUGGUCUGGCACAUUAACUGGAAAUCAUGUGGCUUCUUGUCAGUAAGCUCCAACUAGGAGAGGCAAUCAUGUAAGUGUCCAGAUGUUAUUGGAGUAUCUGCUGCGACAGCACUAGUCACCAUAGAUAAUGACGAAAAAUGCUAGAAGAUGUAGUCUCACACCAUCUGAUUCUCAUCCCAGUGUAGGCAGGUAAAACUGUAAAACAACUUCUUAUGGUCCUAAUGAACUGAAUGAUAACUAGAUACAUUUUAUGCUUAUAGAAUUCAAAGACAUGGCCUUGUUAGCUUGGGUAAGUGCACAAAGAGAUUAUGUAAGAUAUGUACACCUUUGAGACUGCAACUUACAGCAUGAACCUUCAUAGAACAGAUCCACUUCAUCCUGCAUGCACUUCAAUUUUCAGUAUGCAUUCACUGGAUCAAUUCAUCUGAUAAAGUAGACUCGGGAUGCAUCUACACUGUAGAAUUAAGGCUAUUUGAUGCCGUUUUAACUACCAUGGAUUAAGAUCAAAGACUUUGGAAAACUACAGCUCCCAAGAUUCCAUAGCAUUGAGCCAUGGCAUUAGGGACAUGAGAGAAGCCUCCCAGCAGGAUGGUAACACAUCCGGGCAGCCCCUUAGCAACGUCUCUGUAGAUGGCCAAUUCUUUCACAUCAGAAGCAACUUGCAGUAUGUUCUCAAGUCGCUUCUGACACAAUAAAAAGGUCAUGGCAGUUAAAGUUGUGUCAAACAGCAUUAUUUCUACAGUGUACCAUGAAUCUAUGAAAGCUUAGGCUACAAACUUAUUGCACUCAGGCCCUUUUCACACAGCUGAAUAAAUUCCCACAUCUGCUUUGAACUAGAACAUAUGGAAGUGUGGACUCAGCUAUCCCGGGGCCCUUCCACACAGCCCUAUAUCCCAGAAUAUCAAGGCAGAAAAUCCCACAAUAUGCUUUGAACUGGGUUAUCUGAGUCUACACUCAGAUAAUGUGGGACUUUCUGCCUUGAUAUUCUGGGAUAUAGGGCUGUGUGGAAGGGCCCCCAAUUCAAAGCAGAUAUUGUGGGAUUUUCUGCCUCCAUAUUCUGGGUUAUAUGGCUGUAUGGAAGGGCCCUCAGUUAAAGUUACUUUCAGAGGUGCUUCAAUACCCCUUUGCAUACAUUCUACUCUGUUUGUCAUCUAGAAACACAAAAUUGCUGGCAUCUUAUUUGUGACAAAUGCAAAGGUACAUCCGUUCUAUUCCUGCAAAUGCCAUCUUUUCGAGUUGUUGUGAAGGCUGGUACUUUCUUCUUCUGCAAUUGCAGAAGGCCUUUACUUGGACUCACAGUUGUUUUGUGACAGUCCCCUCCUGCCAUUUCAUUAUUGAAAUCACAGGAUCAUGUGGCUAUGUUCCUAUCGCCAGAUGCAGACCAAUGACGUUGUCUACUGUGACCUCUAGAGCUGUGGUUCUCAAACUUUAGUCCUCCAGAUGUUUAGAAUUUUCAUUCUUAACAGUCUCUGAUUAUUGUUCAAGAUGGCUGGGGCCCUUCAAAAGUGCUUGGGAUGACGAGGAUUCAAGAACUACUGCUCCAGAGGACUCCAGCAGAUCUGAAAGGCCUUCUUCAGCUGUAAUCACAUUGUUGAAUUAUAGCAGUUUGAUACCCCUUUAACCUUCAAUGUUGUGGGAUUCUGAUAUUUGCAAUUUCAAAGAGCUCUGGUGCCACAACAAACUACAAAUACCAGAAGUCCAUAGGAGGGAGCCAUGGGAGCUAUAUCAGUGCAGUGAAGCAGGCAAACUAGCAUCGUAAUUGAAUUUCCUAUCAUACAAUUCUGUGUGCACCUUGAUGCUGGUCUGCUUCCCCGCACCCCAAGACUCUCCCAUCCCUAUUAACAGGUUCUACCCAUCAAUGACUCUCAAUCCUGCAAUGUUCCCACCUUGGUGUGAUGGGUCGCCUUUGUGUCUUUGCUAGCAUGCCAACAGUAAAGUGACAUCUGAGGUAAGGAUUCUUGUCUUCUCUCCCUCUUCCCCUAUUAUUCCAAAGUUGGUUAUUUUCCAUACAUAUAUAUAUAUGGCAUUGUGUGUGUGUGUGUGUGUGUGUGUAUUUUUUUGUUUUUAAAUGUUUUUAAAUGCUGGUAAGUGGAUACAUAUCACUAAAAAUGAAAAACAAAAUAACUGCUGUCAUGCUGGACAGUACGAUUUUGAAGGCACAGUGUGUGGGAUGUAAUCACUGGACGGCAAAUUCACAAAUUGGCACAAUUGUGUUAAGGAAGACAGGUGUGAUAUUGAGGUGGUCAACACCACAUGUAUUCACUGUCAAUGGCAACACAACUGUAGUGGAAUAGUGGGUUUGUAUGAUAAAAUCAUAGUGGGGUCCUGUGCGUAGAACAUUUCUCCUCCUAUCAACAACGUAGGAUCUCAAACAUUGAUACUGGCUAAACUCACUCAAAUCUAUCAAAAAAACAAAUGUAAAUCAAAACUAGCUCUGUUAUGUGGAAAGCUACAAAGACCCAUCUACACUGCCAUAUAAUCCAGUUUCUGAAUUCAGAUUAUCUGCACUGGAUUAUAUAGCAGUGUAGACUCAUUUAAUCCAGUUCAAAGCAAAUAAUUUGGAUUCAGAAACUGAUUAUAUGGCAGUGUAGAUUCAGCCAAAGUUGACUGUAAAAUAGCCAAACUAAGGUUUCAAUUUAAAUGUUUAUUUUAUUUAAUAGUUGUGGUUAAAGUUAAAAUUUCCUUUCCUUUCCUGUAGUGGUAUGGGCUUGCAAAGCUGUGACGCUUUUGUGGGUAAGGAUGCUUACUCUUUGUUGCCUUGAUGACUUUGAAGCCUCAGUCUAUGAAGCCGCAUCCUGCUUUGUUAUUAUAAAAACUAGCAUUUUCUCUACAGUAAAUAAGAAAGUGGGAAGGGUAAUGAACCACAGGUUGCUAAUAAUGCGGAGCUUUGCUCUUAAUCAACAGUGCAAAGCAAGAGACAGAAGGUUAAGCUCACUGGAGAGCAGAUCUGCAAAACAAGGCAAGAAAGAGUCAUGAAUGGGCUUUAAAUUGGGUUUGGAUGGCUUGCAGAUAGGGCAAAAGAUCAGAACUUGAAUUGCUUGCAGAUAAGGCUAGUGAUCAUAGCUUGGAUGGUUUGUUGACAAGACUUGGGGAAAAGACUUGUGGACAAGGCUAGUGGAUAGUGACCAUAGUUCAAAGCUAUUUAGUACAUGGCAGAGUAACUUCUUUGGACUAAAUUGUUUAACCUCAGCCAGGGAGUUCCAUAUAAUCACAUAAUACUAGAGUUGAAAAGAACUGCAAGAACCACCUAAUCCACCCCAUUACUAUGUAGGAAAUGCACAACUAAAGCACUCCUGAGAGAUGACCACUUGUCCUCUGUUUAAAGAAAUCAAAAACAUAGGCUUCUAGUUGUACUACUCCAAAAGUAGCUUUCCUAAGCAAAAGAACAAAGAUUCUUCAUGGGCCUGAGUUGUUAGUAUUUACUUUAUUGUUAGUAUUACACUUUAUUGCUUUUAGUUCGUUGGUGUACAGUGUUAAUGACUUGAUUCUAUGUUAAUUCAUUGAAAAGCAUGCUGAUUUCAGUGGGACUUCUUCCCAGGUAAGUGUGUACAUAAUUGUAAGCUUAUUUAUUGUGAUUCUAAGUUUUUCUUAAUGGAAGCAGGCACAUUAUUUACACUUUGCAUUGCAGAAAAUGACCACUUUGGCCUGGUGUGUUAUAGCUGGACAAAGGCAACUUGUUUCAACUUUCUUACUAAUACUGCUGGGAGUAAACAUACCAGGAAAUGAGAUGCUGGAAAUCUAUUACCCAGCAGACUCUCUUCAACUGCAAGAAGGAGAUUCUUUAGUCUUGACUUGUACAAUCAUGUACCAGCGAUAUGAGUCACAGGGAUUGGAUGUAUAUUGGUGCAAACAGGCAGAAAAUGUAUUUGUUUGUGAUAGGAUUGAUAAGGAAAUGGAAAAGAAAUCACUGAAUGAGAGUUCAAACCCUAAAGAGAAUGACACCUUUUCUAUUUUGCUACAAAUACACCAACUCAGCCAGUCAGACAGUGGUAACUACCGGUGCCAGGGCACCUCAUUGAAACCUGUUCAAUUUGUCAUGGGCCACUACAUCACGGUGCAUGUAACAGCAGCCACUCAACUUUCUGUAAACAAUUCCUAUCAAAUCAACACCACACCGAACAACCAAGAUCAUUUCUGGAGAGAAGCUGUAGAGGAUUUCCAGAGGAAUAAAGCAUUUCAGGUGCCUUUCCAGUUGGAGAAGAUGCUCAUGCCAAGUCUGAUUCUAGUCCUGAUAGCCUUCAAAAGGAUCUUCUAGCCACAUUGAACAUACCCAGCAUGACUCAUGUCUUGAGAUACCUGAUUCAUUUGCUCUUUACAUUUGUAAUUUAAUUCACAUAUAUAUAUAUAUUCAACUUCAUUAAACUUGAGUAUCAAUUUUCUUUUAAAUAUUUUAAUAUCCUGAAUAGACUACUGUAACACUCUCUAUGUGGGGUUGCCUUUGAAGACUGCUCGGAAGCUUCAAAUUGUCCAAUGGGUUCAUACCUAAUAGGUUUGAGGAAAGUGCAUCUCCAUUGUAAAACAAGUGACAGAUUAUGAUAAAUGACCCUGAUCUAUUUGUGUGUUUGAAGGUGCAAUCCUACAUACAGUUCUCUUGGAGUAAGGUCUAUUGGACUCAAUAGGAACUGGGUUGUUGUGAUUUUUCCGGGCUGCAUGGCCAUGUUCCAAAAGCAUCCUCUCCUGAUGUUUUGCCCACAUCUAAUGGCAGGCAUCCUCAGAGGUUGUGAGAUAUAUUGAUAUAUACCAAACCAGCAACCCUGUGAUUCCGGCCAUGAAAGCCUUCGACAACACAUCAAUAGGAACCUUUUUUUUUUUUUACAUAGGGAUACCUUUUGGAUUGAAUUGUAAGUAUGCUCUGAAUGUAUUUAUAGCACAAUCUAGGGAUGGUCUUAGAACUGUUGAACUGUUCAGAUUCACAGGUGAGAAAACUAAUGCUGUACUUCAGUAAUAAUGUGUAGGCUUACUGCCCCCUAUCAGUGAAUAUGUAUAAGAAUCGUUUUUUAAAAAAGAAAUAGUUAUUGUGUGCAUUCAAGCCGUUUUCAACUCUAAGGCAAAACUAUUAUAUGGUAAAGUGUUGGCAAGAUAUGUUCUUUGGGGUUUGCCAUUGCCUUCCCAUGAGGCAGAAAGAGUUUGUCUUGCCCGAGUAGGUUUCCAUGGCCGAGCAGUGAUUUAAACCAUGGCUGAGUUGUUAGUCCAGUUCUCGCACCACCACACCAAGCUGGCUCUUUAAAAAACAAAAUUACUAGUGCUUCACACCUCUAGAAAUAAAAAUAAGACAUAUACUAGAAAAUUGAUUAAAGAUAUUUAAGGGAAAAAUGAGUCAAUCUCCUUAAUAUGCCUAUCUGCUAUGUAUUAUUUAACAAGUUAUUCAAUGUUCAGAGAAUAUGAUUUUGGUUUUCUGCAGAUUACUCUAAAUUGUUAAAUCUUUUUCAAAUGGGACUGCAUUAUUCAGCAAGGCAGACAUUUAAAAUAUAUUUUAUGACUUAUUUUAAGAGAUGAUGAUAAUAUGAAUCCUAGCUUCCCAUCUCAUUUGUCAGACUAAUCGCUCUUUGUCUCCUGUCUUACAUCCUUUCUGUGAGCUAGAAAUAGACACGAUCACCCCUGAGCGCCCCCUCUUGUUGCAACGAUCUAAACCAGCUCCACCGCUGGCGGAGGACUCAAAGAGCAUCCGACCAAACGCGGGCUAAAGCCUCUCUUAAGGCAUACUCUGUGGCAAUGCGCACAGCCAGAAAGACUUUCUCAACUUCCCGCAUCAUGUCUGCAACCAAUAGGCCAAAACAGUUGUUUCAGGUGGUCAGGGAACUCCUCCACCCCCCUGAGGAGGGGGACCCCUCUGAUCACCUGACAACCCGAUGUGAUGAGUUCGUACAUCAUUUUGUAGACAAAGUCGCUCGAAUGUGCUCCGACUUAGAUGCCAGCCUAAGUGCAGAACCUAGGGAUGUAACUGAGGCACCUGUCUGUCAGGUUUUGUUGGAUUCAUUUCGACUUGUUCAGCCUGAUGAUGUUGAAAAGGUUUUUGGAGCAGUGAGGGCGACCACUUGUACCCUAGACCCUUGCCUAUCGUUAAACUUGCCAGUUUGGGGCUGGCGGAUUGGUUUACGGGAAACAUCAACGCCUCUCUUCAUCAGGGGCAUAUUCCAUUUUGCCUCAAAAAAGCAAUUGUGAGGCCUAUAUUGAAGAAGGCGGUCUUAGAUCUGUCAUUAUUGAGCAACUACCGUCCAAUCGCUAACCUCUCUUUUUUGAGCAAGGUCUUGGAGAGGGUGGUCGCUUCUCAGCUCCAGGAAUUCUUGGUUGAGACUGAUUAUCUGGACUCGUCAAUGUCUGGUUUUAGGCCUGGUCAUAGGACUGAAACGACUUUGGUCACCUUCGUGGAUGACCUCCGCAGAGAGCUAGAUAGGGGGAGUGCAUCCCUACUGGUUCUCUUGGACAUCUCAGUGGUGUUCGAUAUCAUCAAGCAUGGUAUCCUUCUGGGUCGGCUCUCGGGAAGGGGUCUUGGGGGCAUUGCUCUGCAGUGCCUCCACUCUUUCCUAGGGGGCCUGUACCCAGAUGGUGAAGUUGGGAAAUACCUGCUCGGACCCCUGGCCUUUGACCUGUGGAGUCCCGCAAGGCUCUGUUCUAUCCCCCAUGCUUUUUAACAUCUACAUGAAACCGCUGGGUGAUGUCAUCUGGGGUUUUGGAGUUCGGUGCCAUCUCUACGAAGAUUACACCCAACUCUAUUACUCUUUUCCACCUAAUUCCAAGGAAGCCGCCCCGACCCUAAACCAGUGUCUGACAGCUGUGUCAAGCUGGAUGAGGGCUAACAAGUUGAGGCUUAAUCCAGACAAGACAGAGGCCCUCCUGGUCAGUCGUGGGACCAACUGGGGUAUUGGGUGGCAACCUGUGCUCAACAGGGUUGCACUCCCCCUGAGGGCACAGGUCCGCAGCUUGGGGGUCCUUCUGGAUUCAUCGCUGACACUUAAAGCUCAAGUGUCGGCGGUGGCCCUCUCGGCCUUUGCACAAUUAAAACUUGUGUGCCAGCUGCAACCAUACCUCGAGAAGUCUGACUUGGCCACGGUGGUCGACGCCUUAGUUACAUCCAGGUUAGAUUACUGUAAUGCUCUCUACGUGGGGCUGCCUGUGAAGACGGUCUGGAAAUUCCAACUAGUACAAAGGUUGGCAGCCAGGUUUCUAACUGGUGCUGGUUAUAGGGAGCAUACAAUGCCCCUAUUGAAACAGCUCCACUGGCCGCCGAUAAACUGCUGGGCCCAAUUCAAGGUGCAGGUAUUAACCUAUAAAGCCCUAAACGGCUCGGGCCCUGCCUAUCUCCAUGAUCGCAUCUCCCCCUUUGAACUGGUGCGGGCCUUGAGAUCAUCCAGGGAGGCUCUUCUCUUGCUCCCACCUCCGUCCCAAGUAUGGUUCAUGUGGACGAGGGAUUCGGCCUUCUCGGCAGUGGCCUCCCAUCUCUGGAAUGCACUCCCAAAAGAGAUCAGGCAAUCUCUUUUGGGACCUUAUUCACCUUUUGUAAGGAUCUGAAGACCUGGCGGUUUCGGCAGGUUUUUGAGUAAUUCACUCUGUAUACCUCCAACUUAUGGCCUUGCAACAUGUUAUAUAAGAUUCAUCCAUCCCUAACCAGAUUGUUAGGAUACUUGGCUAAUGAUCCCUGUUCUCUCGAUUAUGGCUGGUUUGUAAUUGUUAUUUAUUGUCUAUUUUAAUUGUAUAGUUGUAUCUGUUUUAAUAUUGUCUCUCAAUUGCUGAGUAUGUAAUGUAUGUUGUUAUUUUGAUUGGAAACCGCCCUGAGUCCCCUCGGGGAGAUAGGGUGGUAUAUAAAUAAAGUUUAUUAUUAUUAUUAAUAAUUAUUAUUAUUAAAUACCCAGUAGCAGAAAUGAAAAGCGCAAGACAAGGCAUUCUGGAUAUCAUAUUUCUAAUUCUAUUAUUUUUUCCGGUUGAAAAUCUGUGGUUGUUUGAGUGUUCUCCACAUUCAGAAUAAAUCUUAAAAAUCAGAUUUUAAGGCCCACUUUAAGCAAGAUUCCAGAUGCAAAGACCAGGGAUGGGCAAAGUGUGCCUUGUGGGUGUAACUAGUGUAAAAGUACAACGUGCUAAAUCAUAUUUUAUAUUUUAAAAAAUGGAAUAUAAAGCAUGAAACAAAGGAAAAAAGAAGGGGAAAUGGGUAAAGUACUUCAGGUAUGGACAUGGUCUAUGCAUAUAUGAUAAUAUUAGCCAACCAUAUGUCCAAAAGUAUGAUGUUCAUAAAAUACACAUC